This is a messenger RNA of Cylicostephanus goldi, 387 nucleotides long. NCBI's taxonomy places the organism in Eukaryota, Metazoa, Nematoda, Chromadorea, Rhabditida, Strongylidae. The record is from the annotation of a GenBank genome assembly.
GUUUUUCGGCAAGAGAUCCGACAAGCUGAAGCAGCUGGAAAGGGUAUAGAAGCAAUGAAAGAGGAAGAAGAUGCCGAAUUUAAUCGCCUGAUUGCUGAAAAUGAUCGAAUCAAUAAGGAAAAGGUCCGUGCUGCUAUUGCUCGGAGUCGAGAUUUUGUCGAUAAAACGAAUUUGGAGGCCAAGAUUAUUGAAGCCCUUGAGAAUCCCAAAGUUUACGACUUUGCCAUCGAUCGACAAGGCAAUAAGUAUUAUGAUCCUAAACCUGUGAAGUACCAAGAAGGAGUGCCCACACGACAGAAAGGACGACUUUUUGACAAAACGUUAGGGAUUCCACAGAAUGCCGGGGAAGCAGAGCAAAAGCAGGGAACAAAAGCGGCUGGCGUCUAA